Aspergillus pseudonomiae is the source of this 1968-nucleotide messenger RNA. RefSeq names its product fungal specific transcription factor domain-containing protein. Lineage: Eukaryota; Fungi; Ascomycota; Eurotiomycetes; Eurotiales; Aspergillaceae. The record is from RefSeq and is a predicted model, not a curated record. The coding region runs from base 1 to 1968 and encodes 655 amino acids. The transcript is spliced from 8 exons. Gene Ontology annotation, biological process: DNA-templated transcription; regulation of DNA-templated transcription. Gene Ontology annotation, molecular function: DNA binding; zinc ion binding; DNA-binding transcription factor activity, RNA polymerase II-specific.
AUGGCUGGCCCAGAAAGGAGAGAAACGAUCCAAGCCAGAAGGCACCGGCUUUCCGUGAUCCCCCGUGCAAUCCGCUGUGAUCGCUCUGUCCCUUGUUCGAACUGCCAAGCGUCUGGCAUCACCUGCGAAGAGGCCAAUCCUGCAUCGAGGUCGGAAACUCGGCCUAGACCGGAACGAGAUCUGCAGGGUCAGAUCAGACGUCUAGAAGAGCGCCUCGCUUCGCUUGAGAAGAAGCAGUUGACUACUCAGCUCUCUACUGGGAGUGAGCAAGCUGUACCGCAACCGACUCGUGUUGCUCCUGUGUAUGAAGGUAUCUCUUCGUUUACCAGCCAGUCUAUGCUAGCAAGCGAUGUAGCUCAAAAGACAGCCAAUUCAGAAGGCGCCGGAGAACACUUGGAUCUUAAGUCCUCGUUAGAUCAUCUGAAGACAUUGCUCCAGACAGCGACAAGGUCGUCUUUUGCAACAGAGUAUCGAAUGUCUCGAGUUCCUGCAGCACAGUUGUUGCCCACGAUGGACAACUUGUUACCCAUCGAUCUAAUUAUUGCUAUUCUAAAAGAAAUAAAGACUAAUCGCCCUAUAUUCCUUUGUUCAUAUGUGAUAAACGAUCCAGCCCUGGUGGAGCGCUUGUGCCAGAGAGUCUAUUUCCCGACAGAGCCAAUUUCCACGGCUGAUCUAGCCAGCAUGCACGGGAUCCUUCUUACUCUCCUAAAAGAAUUCACGAUUUUGGGAAACUCUUUGUGUCAAAGAUUUGAUCUCAAGGCGCAUAUGUCUACGUGCGAGCAGAACUUCAAUACCUUGGUCGAGUCGUACGAUGUUUUGGCUGUUCCUAGUUUUGAAAGUAUAUUCGCGCUGAUUAUGGGGUUCAUAAAAGCGCAGGACGAAGCCAAGCCAUUGCUAUGUUGCACUUUCAUCUCAGCAGCUGCCACCCAUUGCCAGAUGCUCGGGUGCCAUCGCGAGAUAACGUAUCGCAGCGAUAAAACGGGAAAUUCGGAAAAUAUGCGACGACUAUUCUGGACUACGUAUCUCUUUGAAAAGCAUAUGUCUUUGUACUUUGGGCGAGCUUCCAGCAUGCAGGAUUUCGAUAUUGAUGCACAGUACCCAGCCAUCACCACGGACCCUGCGGUUAGGCCGUGGGACGAAUCGUUUGUUAUGGGUAUUCGACUAGCCAAGAUUCAGGGAGAAAUAUAUGACAAGCUUUAUUCCGCAGAGGGUUCCAAGAGUUCCUACUCGGAACGAACGCGACGAAUACAUGGUAUACACUUUGACAUUCACCACUGGUACACUGCGUUCAAGGAGAUCGACGCAAGUAACGUGAACAACCAACACAUAUUCAAAAUAACCAGAGAUAGCUGGGACAUGCUAUACUAUUCGACAUACACGUCACUGUUGCGCGCACCAAUCACAUCAGGUGAGGUAGACGCCGAGCUCAACACACAUUGCUUUCGGGUCGCGCGCCUUAGCCUACAGAGCCACUUACGCUGUUUUGGAAAAUUCCAAACCUCUGGCUUCCAUUCUAAUGCCGAUUACGCCAAUUGGGUUCUCCUAUUCUCGUCCUUCACGCCUUUCAUCGUCAUAUUCCUGCACGCUAUCGCAGCAACCAGCUCUGACGAUAUCCAACUUCUUACGGAGGUAGUUGACAGUCUGCAGCACAUCCGAUCUGUAUCAUCUAGCUCGGAGCGUCUGUAUCAAAUUUGUUCCACCUUCUUGCAGAUAGCUAAGGGACUGGUUAGAACAAAACAGUCAUGUGCUGGGACCUACAACGAGUUUGAGAACAGUCUACAGUUCACGGAUGAUGCGGGUCCGAUGUCGAUCUUCGAGCCUGAUUGCUUGCAGGGCCUUUUGGGAACGGAUACGUCAGAACAAGCCCCUUACUUGGCGAACCGCGAUAUAUAUGCAAUCUUUGACUCUUGGGCAACUGGAUUGCCUACUGGGAUGAGUUUAUUUGGGGGUAAUGCCGGGAGCAUCUAG